This is a messenger RNA of Dictyostelium purpureum, 1041 nucleotides long. RefSeq lists its product as uncharacterized. Lineage: Eukaryota; Evosea; Eumycetozoa; Dictyosteliales; Dictyosteliaceae. The annotation marks the transcript as partial. The transcript has 4 exons. The record is from RefSeq and is a predicted model, not a curated record.
CAUUUAGAAGUAAUAGAAAUGGAUCAAAAUCAAAUCAUAGAGCAAGAGUUGGAACCUAUAGCUACGAUUUCAUAUAUAAAGCAUUUGUUUAUAAAAAGAUAUAGGUUAAUGAAGAUAUUUAAUUUAGUGCAAGCUGUAUUAGUAUUAAUAAUUGUUGCAAUGAUUAUAAUAAGAGAUCAUUGGAAAUUGUAUUAUAUUAUAAUAGCGAUUGCUGGGAUAUUCGAAUUUAUAACAACUGCAGUAAUAUUUCAAAUAUUAAUUAUAUCCAUGUGGCCAAUACUAUUUAAUUUAGAUAAAACAAGUUUCUCAAAGUAUAAUUUAUUGGGAAAAGAUAUUAUUGCAGUAACAAAAUCAGAUGAAAAAAAUAAAUGUAGUUAUAUUUUAAGUAAAGAUAUUUUAGCGAGACCCACACACUCAUUAUCAAUACCGAUCGAAAUGCAAGAUAGUACCCCAAUAUCCACAAUACCAGUGGAAAAUGAUAUCAUUGUAAACAAUGAUAGUAUUCAUGUUAUACUAUCAAAUAUAAAUAUUUCAAUUAAAUCUAAUAGUAUUUUACCUUCUAUUGUUGAAGAGUAUAAAAAAAAGGUUUUGGUGAACUUGUACAAAUAUGAAACAUUUAACAGUGAAGUCAGUAUUAAUAAUAGCGGGUCAUCAUUUAUUUAUUAUGUAGGCGAUAGCAAUAAAUUAAAAAAAAUAAAAAAGAUUUUUAUUUCAAUUUUAUCAGUAUUAUUCUUCUUUUCGUCAUUACACUAUAAAUCCAUCCAUAAUGUCGAUAAAGAAGCAUUAAUAAAAGAAAUGAAAAAGGACCAUGAACUUUCCAAUAUAGUAAAUCCAGCAAUAGAAAAUAGUUGUAAUGAAUCUUUUAAAGAAAUUUUAAACAAUAUCAAUAAUGAUAAUAAUAAUAAUAAUAAAGUCCAAAAUGAUAUAAUAGAUAAAAAUGAAGAUAAAAGUAAUAAUAUUUGUGGUGGAGAUAUCGAAUUAAAUGUUAUAAAUGAUAGUGCAUCAAAUAUAACAAUUCCUGUAGAAGUUGUAAUUGUUUAA